Molecule: messenger RNA, 2213 nt
Organism: Acyrthosiphon pisum (pea aphid)
Lineage: Eukaryota; Metazoa; Arthropoda; Insecta; Hemiptera; Aphididae
Gene: PolA2
Product: DNA polymerase alpha subunit B
Exons: 10
Coding region: 490-2178 (562 amino acids)
Biological process (GO): DNA replication; DNA replication initiation
Cellular component (GO): alpha DNA polymerase:primase complex
Molecular function (GO): DNA binding
Source: RefSeq, a predicted model, not a curated record
GUCAACCCUACGUUCACAAUUUCACAUUUCACACCGUUACCUUGUGAAUGUUGAUUUUGUAGGUUAUACCGCCGAUUUUUGUUUUCGUUGUGAUUACGGCUGCUUCAAUAGUAAAAUAAAUGCUUAUUUAUCAUUCGUUGUUUCGUUAAUUUAUUAGUUUAACGAAAAACUAUCCAAGAUCGUCAUUUGUCGCUGGGCGCUGAAUUUGGUAAUUUUGUUUUCUAGAUUUUAACAGUAUUCGUUAAGUCACAUUAAGUGAUGCGUUAAUUGCAACAAUUGAUAAAUUGAUGAUUUUAACCCACUAUAGAAGAUUCUGCUUUGAAUUAAAUCGUUAACAAUAGGAAGUAAAAAGGAUAGCCGAUAUCAAAUUAUUCAAUUUUAUUCCACGUUCCCUCUACUGCUCUAGUCACAUUAUAUUAUUAUGCCGAGCUCGGUAGGAAGAUAAUCGUAUCUACAUCAAACGACCUAACAAGAUCCACCAGCAGAGCCAUGGACCGUCCGAAUUUGGUGAAUGAAUUUGAAGACAUGGGAAUGACCAUACCGGACGACAUCAUUGAUGAAUGUGUUAUUGUAUGUCAUGCACAUAAAAUAUCAGCAUCAGAUUUAGUUGGAUCUUGGAUAGCAUAUUGUGCAUCGUCUCAAAUUGAUUCAAAUGAUUUAAGUAGAGAUAGGCUUGCUACAUUAGUUAAAUCCUUCAAGGUUGAUGACAAAUUAAAAGCCAAUGACAAAAAAUUGAUUGUAAAUAAAUCCAGUUUAAAUGAAUCAGCUCCUACACAAUCAGUUCGUAGUCCAUCAUCAUUGAAAAGUACACAUGGAACUAAUAUUAUACAAAUCGAAAAUGAAUUCAAAGUAUCCGACGUUAUUGAUGGAUGUGAUAUAAAAGAAGAAAAUGCGAUUUCUACUGCUGGAGAUGUCACGUCCAAUUUUGGACUAGGAAAUGUUAACAAAAAUGAUUCGUCGGCUAAGGUGGAAACAGCGUGCUUAAUGAAACACGAUUUAUGGGACAACUUUAUAUUUGGUCAUGUUAACUAUCAAAAAUUUGACGAUCAUGUCCAGGAGUUAGUGAACGAUAUCGUCCAAAAGAAUGACCUAAAACCUGUAACAUCACUGUCUGGACUGUACUGUGGAAACAACACAGAAAUAACAAUUUCUGGCAGUUUGCGAUUGAUAAAAAAAGAAUUGUUUCUCGAUUCACUGCAUGGUUUCAUAAAACUCGAUUUGUCCGAAGCUGAACAACCUAUAAAGUCGUUGUUUGUGAACCAGAUUUUAGUUGUUACCGGGACCAAUCUGGAUACUAAAGUUUUCAAAGUCAAAAAAUUUUAUGCUGACGCUUCGUUACCGUUGUCAAAUAAAUUACCUGACUUUUCAAAAGGUAACUUGAACGUAAUGGUUGCUGCGGGACCAUUUUUUAGUGAGUUGUCUCCACAUGGAAAGUUAUUGAAAUCCCUGGUUCAAAAAACAAUUGAGUUGGAAGCACAGUUGUUGAUAUUGUUUGGCCCAAUAUUUGAUGCGGAUUUUGGGAUGCAGUUGAACAAAACAACAUCGGAAGAUGUUCAAAAAUGCUAUGACGAAGUGUUAGAAGCUACACUGAAACCGUUGUUUAGCAAUCCAGUAACUCAAAACAUAAAAUUGUUGCUAUUUAGUUCAUGGAAAGAUUCCGAAAACUAUGCUUUCUACCCUACUCCUCCAAAUACUGAGUCGAGUUUGCCGAAUUUGUAUCCCAACAACAUUUACAUGGUAUCUGAUCCAAGUGUGUUCUCUGUCAAUGACAUAAUAAUUGCAGGUAACGCGAGUGAUUCUCUUAUGGGUCUACACGUUUCAGCAAUCAACCAAACUCGAGAAGAAAUGUUUACUAAAUUAGCCAAGCAAAUUAUAUGGCAACGAUGUUUGCACCCUUCGUACGUUGCUAACCCUAACGUCCCUGUUGACCACCUACUGUGGCUAGAACAUUGUACAUUGCAGCAAAACACUCCACAUAUUAUAUUGACAUCUUCGCAACUCCGUACAUUUAUAAGAGUGGUUGAGGGUUGUAUGGUUAUCAACGUUGGACAGUUGGUCAAACAUAACUCCCAAAAACAAGCAGUAGCAGGGACAUAUGGUCAAAUUCAAAUAGCGCCUCCUAAAAAUGGUAGUUGGUCAACUCAGACCAAUAUUUCAGCCGAAAUUGUUCAUAUUUAAUAUAUAAGCAAUAUAAUUUUUUUUCACUAUUAUUA